AUGGUGUUAGUAGAAAUCUCAGACAAAGACCAGUUUUCGGAACUCACGUCGGUCAAGGACAAGCUCAUUGCGCUGUACUUCCACACCCCAUGGGCGUCCCCCUGCAUCCAGAUGAACAAGGUGAUCAGCACGCUAGCAGACUCCGACCAGUACAAAUCCACCACCUUUCUCGCCAUCAACGCCGAUAGCUUUCCGGAGAUCUCUGACUUGUUUGACAUCACGGCGGUGCCUUACUUUGUGCUCAUCAAAAACGGAACGAUUUUGAAGGAGCUCACCGGAGCAGACCCCAAGGAGUUUGUCAGCGCCUUGGACACCUUCGGGGACAGCUCCCAGGCUGCCACCGCCAGCAGCAACGCAGACCCUACGGCAACUGUCUCCACGGCAACCCCGGCGCCAGCUCCAACGAUCCAGCAGGAAGAAACGCCAGAGCAGUUGAAUGCAAGAUUGGAGAAAUUGACCACCGCAGCCCCAAUAAUGCUGUUCAUGAAGGGCACUCCCUCCGCCCCACAGUGUGGGUUCUCCAGACAGAUGGUCGCCAUCCUUAGGGAGCACCAGGUGCGAUUCGGCUUCUUUGACAUCCUCAAGGACGACUCUGUUAGACAGGGCUUGAAGGCCUUCAGCGACUGGCCAACCUUCCCACAGUUAUACAUCGGCGGCGUGUUCCAAGGCGGGUUGGACAUCAUCAAGGAGAACUUGAGCGACGAUGACCUCUUUUUCGAACACGCCCUCGAGGAAGCAAACAGCUCAAAGUAA
Molecule: messenger RNA, 753 nt
Organism: Pichia membranifaciens NRRL Y-2026
Lineage: Eukaryota; Fungi; Ascomycota; Pichiomycetes; Pichiales; Pichiaceae
Exons: 1
Coding region: 1-753 (250 amino acids)
Molecular function (GO): 2 iron, 2 sulfur cluster binding
Source: RefSeq, a predicted model, not a curated record